GUAGCGGUUAGCAAUCACCUUGCCCAUAACAAUCAUUUCGGUUCACAUACCAUGGUAGUAGUUAGGGGGAAGCGACACCCGAGUGAUCCUUCCCCAAAAGAGCUUUCAAAAAGAUUCACCUUUGUUUUGUUUUACUUUAAUUAGCAAACUUUUCAACCAAAACUUUAUUGCUAGAUAAUGAUUCAAAUGACUGAAGUAGGGGUAGACGGACCGUCCCGGGUUGAUAUUUAAACAUACUUAUCAUGUACUGCACCCGACUAAAGUUUAUACUUGGACCUUAGGGGGGAAAUUAUUGUGGUAUUCGGGACGAGUCAGAGAUCAAGCUGUAAAGAAGAAUUAACCAUCUUUGAUUAUCUUAAGCUUCACGUCGGGAUGAUUAGGGGUAGAAAAAUGUAAAUACUAAAUAGAAGUCAUUACCGUCAUUCGUUCAUUGCUACGACAUCAAAUUCGUGACCAAAUAAAUCAAAUCGUAACAAUAUAAACCCCCAGACUGGAGUCGAGAAGAUAUGAAUCGGAUCCAUUGAGGAGAGAGAGAGAGAGAACAACCUCGCUGAUAUCUCUGGCGGAGACGACGAUAUCAUUUUAUCUGGAAGCGAAAUAGAGGGAAUCAACAUCCGAGAAAAGAACAAAAAACGAAAAAGUUGAGAUUGAAAGCUCACCGGAAACGAAAGAUCUUCCUCUUCACGUGUGCACCACUCAAAUCCGCCACUCAACCCAGCAACCUAUGGUAAUCGAUGAAGACGCUACAACCAAAAACAUAUUUGAAAAAGCACCCAAAUCAAUCUAAGUGAGACACAGAUAGACUGAGAGAGAGGAAACAAACCUGGCAAAUCGAAUCUCACCAUGAAUCGAGCAGAACCUCAGAAAUCGGUGGGCAAUGAAAGGGGUGAGAGACUUAAGGGAAUCGAAGCGCCAUUGCUCCAAAACCGACCCAUCGUGAAAAAACCAAGUUCAUAUCCCCGGCUGCCAUCAAUCCCUACAGGAUUUGUGUAAAUCAAUACAGCAAACGAAGAAGAAAAAAUGAAACAUAACCCGAAUCCCAUGACAUCCUCGACUUCAGCAGUUAGUUACUCGCUGGUAGCUUGCAAUCAAAAGCGUAGAGACUCGCCAUUGGAGAAAGCUUAACAGAGAGAAGGAGUAAGAGGAGGAGGAGAGAGUGGUUCGAAAACAAAAAAGGAAGAGAAGUGAGAGAAAGAGAGAGAUGAGAGACAUUAGCGUAGAGAGAAGCGAGAAAAAGAGCAAAGAGAAAGAGAGUGUGGUAACUGGCAAAAAAUUAGAGAGGAAGAAUGGGGUGAGAUAUGAUGCUUUGGGUAGGUUAAAGAGAGUCGCCUACUUGAGCCCGCUGCAGUUUCCAUGGCAGAGUGAAGAAGCAACAGAGAGAGGCCAGAUUGCUGAUGAAUUGCCGUGAAUUGUUCCAAAACGCAGAGUCUUGGGCAAGGAAAGUCGUGGUCGUGAUGAUUAGCAGAAGGUUUGAGAGAGAGCAACGGUGAUUUGAGGUUUGAAGAUGUGAUUUGAGGUUUGCAGCAGAAGGGCAUAGAGAAAAGGUCAAGAAGGUAGCGAGAGAGCAGGGUAAAUGAUUGUUUAUUUGAGGCCGACACGCUAUCCACAAGAUCGCCCGCACCAAACAAAGUUAUCCCGUGGCUGGGUUAAUCGACGGCGGCCCAACCAUUAUCAAGCUUCCAAAGCAAGACAAAACACACCAUGGGUCCAAGCACAGACAACAGACCAAUGAAGAGAGAGCGAAUAGUAAUUUUAGGUGUAAAUGAAUAGUAAUUUUUAAUCUAAAUGAAUAGUAAACACAGUCUUGGUGUACAUGGAUCUUGUCUUUGCAAAUAACUUAUUCUAAUGUUGGUUUUGUAGUUUGUACUACAGUGGCAUAGCCAGACAUCGAGUUCACUGGGGUCCUUAAAAAUUUACUAACACUAAUGCUUGUGUACCUAAUGAAUUUUGAGUUAACCGGGGGUCCUUAAUGAGCUAACAUAGUUGAGAUUAUGAGAUCCUAAACUUGAAUUAUCGUACUAAAACCUAUACAUUUAAGGGGUUUUGUUGCCCAAUUUUUGCCAAGUGGGGUUCUAGGACCCCUCUUCUCCUUACCUCCCUCUACCACUUACUACAGCUUCUACUUAUUAGUUAUUACUUAUUACUAGGGGUGGUAAUCGGUAAACCGGUAUUUGGUAUUACCAGAUACCGUACCGGAUACCGGCAGUAUCGGUAUUCGAUGACGUGAUUUGGCAUAACGGUAUACCGGAUAAUACCCGGUAAUAUAUCGACGACAAUCCGGUAUACCGGAAUACUGAAAUAGCAUAUAUUAAAUAAGGGAAAAGAUGGAUUCCACCGCAUGGACUCCACCGCAGAACUCAUGGAUUCUACCGCAGAACUCAUCUCGACUAGAAAUCUGCAUCCCCAAUCCAAAAACAGAAAGAAAUCAUAAAUAACGGACACAAACAAAAAAAAAGGAAGAAACUUGCAACAAUUCAAUGACAGAACCAAUAUGCAGUUGUGAAUAAAUAAUGCCUAGCUGAAGGCAGGUCGAGAGAGAGACUUGUUGGCGGAAACACUAAAGGAGGAAGCUGAAGAGGAUUUUGGAGCGGCUUUGAUUUGGGAGGCAACACGGAUCGUCGAAUUGUGAGCGGAGGAGCGGAAAAUGGAUCUACCAGCGGCGGUGCAAGCGGCCAUUGUAUUGCUUUUGGACGAGGAAGUAAAAGUCAAACAACCCGAGGUUUUGGCUGGAGCUGGAACUCUGGAAGUAAGUUCAAUUCGAAAGGUCUAUUUUCAGCGAAUUUAGAACUCACAAUUCAUGAAUGCAAUUUUGGAAGAAAAUGAUCUAUCCGGUGUCCCGGUUAAAACACCUGUAAUCGACUAUCUAGUAUCCGAUAUACCGAAUAACUUUUGGUAUCGGUAUUCGGCGACAUAAUUUCAAUUGCCGGUAUACCGAAUACCGGCUACUCGGUAUCCGGUAUACCGACCGACCGAUUACUACCCAUACUUACCCACAUGAUUUCAAUAUGGGUUGGUUGGUUCCUUCCUUGGUCCAACUCGAACUGAUCCGUUAACCACGAACCUGGGUGUACCUCAUCCUCUCCGGUUAUCCUAUCCGAAGUUCCAACUAAACAUCGUCAACCCUCCACCCAAAAAAAGCACGGCGCCAAUUUAGCUGGUGGUGGUAGGAAUGGCCAAGCCUCGGGCACAAAAGGAGAAAGAGCCGAGAAAACAAGGGAAGAAAAUGAGAAAAUGAGUCCGAUUCUGCGGAGGACGAAGAUUCCUCCGACCUUCAUUCCCCAGCUUUUGGGAUUCGCGAGCAGGUCAAUCAAGUCCUUCAGAUUCCCUGGCGAGCCUCUCGACUCUUCAUCCAUCACCUAUGGCGUCCAUGUCUUCCAAUGCCCGGAUGCUCGUGGUAUCGUUGCGAAGCUGUCGGAUUGCAUUGCUUCCAGAGGCGGGAACAUCCUCGGAGCUGACGUUUUCGUGCCGGAGAACAAAGAGGUUUUCUAUUCCAGAAGUGAGUUCAUUUUCGACUAUGUUAAAUGGCCGAGGGCACAGAUGGAAGAGGAUUUCAUGAAGCUAUCUAGAUCGUUCAAUGCAACGAGAUCUGUUGUUAGGGUGCCCGAUCUAGACCCAAAGUACAAAAUUGCCGUUCUUGCUUCAAAACAGGAACAUUGUCUGACUGAUAUGCUGCAUGGAUGGCAGGAUGGAAAACUUCCGGUCGACAUAGCUUGUGUAAUUAGUAACCAUGAAAGAGGUGCAAAUACACAUGUGAUUCGUUUCCUCGAAAGAAAUGGGAUCCCUUAUCAUUAUUUGGACACAAGCACAGAGAAUAAAAGGGAGGAGGAGAUUCUGAAAUUGGUCCAGAAUACUGAUUUCCUAGUACUUGCCAGGUACAUGCAGGUGCUAUCUGGUAAAUUUUUAAGAAGUUACGAGAAAGAUGUAAUUAAUAUUCAUCAUGGACUUCUGCCAUCAUUUAAAGGCGGAUUCCCUUCUAAGCAGGCUUUCGAUGCAGGUGUGAAAUUAAUUGGCGCAACAUCUCACUUUGUCACUGAAGAACUUGAUUCAGGGCCUAUUAUUGAACAGAUGGUUGAGAGAGUCACACACAGAGAUAAUCUUCGAAGUUUUAUUCAGAAGUCGGAGAACUUGGAAAAACAAUGCCUUGCCAAAGCUAUAAAGUCAUAUUGUGAACUAAGAGUGUUACCCUAUGAGCAUAACAAGACUGUCGUCUUUUGAGGUAAAAAAAAAAAAAAAAAAGACUAGAUACUUGCAUUUAGAAGGUAGUUAUUUUAGUCUGUACAAUUCACUCAUUCAUCAAAUGAUAGAUUGAUACAUCAAACCAGUAGAAGCAAGAGUGAACUACAAUGAUGUAAAUCUUACGUUUAUUCAACAUGGGAAUUUUGCAAAAUACAUAGUUUUGUCACCUUGGGAUUGUCUGUUGUUUGUUUCUCAUCUGUUUGUCUGAAUUAGUACCAAGAGCAAUUCAUAGUUGGCUUGAAGUGUCUGAUGGAUGCUCUAACCGCAAAUUGUGUUAAUCCCAGAGGAUGCGAUAUAUCUGGUUUAGAAUUUGAAAUGGGAAGAGUGUAGAGAAACAAAGAAACUAGGUGCAAAUUUUACGAAAAGAGAUUGCUUCCUUUCUCUUUUCCACAUAUAGCAGUAACAUUAAUUGACAUGGCGGGUUGACUUCAGACCAGAAUACAUAUUCGGUUGUUGAGUUUCUAAUGUACAAAACUGUGGCAGCGGAGACUAAAUGCUUUUGUUUAUGCUAAAAAAUUCCAAAGAUCUCUCAGUUGCUUCCAUGCUAUUAACUCAACGAAGCAGGGUUUGAAUCCCAUCGACCCAUUUUUGCUUCUGAAUCUUGCUCUUGCACUUGAACUCCAGAACUUUCUCUCUCUUUUCUGUAUGGCCAUGUAUGAGUUGGAAGAACAAGAAGAGAAGAGUGUCAAAAUCGGGCCGCUCAAUUGGUACGAUAUUGUCCGCUUUUGGACAGACCUCAUGGUUUUACUCUUGGGUAUCCUCCCCAAAAGUACUCGUACUAAUUGGGUUAGGUGGACUGUAAUAUACAAGGGUUCCUUCCCUUGUAUUUCCGAUGUGGUACUUGGAUUGUACCCUAACAGAGAGGAAUGCUGAGAUAGAGAGACAUGGAGGGAUAGAGAGAGACUGAUGAACAGAAAGUUGAAGACCUUUGUGGUUCUUGGAGAAAGCUCCACCAACGUGCUUGCUUUUAAUCUUAAUAAACAACCUGAGAUUUCUUGUUGAUGUGAACAGAGACCUUUUUCCAUCUCAGUGCUCCUGGAAAUUGGGUAAUCCAGAUGACAUCAGGAUUAGUUGAGGACUCUUCUGUCUAUAAACAUUCUCAGAUAAGCCAUAGAAGAGAAUGAGACAAACCUUUUAGUGUGCUGCAAAAGAUCUCCAUCGCAGGCUGGAGUCAGUUGCUGCUGGUCUUGGGACUGUGAAACGAAGCUUGAGGUGGAAUCAACAUCCGACAUUGCCCGAUCUUAAAGACGAAUAGCUGCAUUUUUUCCUGCUUCCUUUGGCAAUCUCGAUUUCGGCUAUUAGGACAACUUGUGAUGCCUACAUUCAACGAAAUGAUUGUUAUAUUACCCAUUCCAAAUUUUGUUUAAAGUUUGUCAUAAGAUAAAACUUUCAUUGAUAAAUUUGUUAGUAAUCCCGGCGGACAAUUAUGUAAAUAACCAUCGUACUAGGAACCGAGGAUGUGAUUAGUACAUGUGCCAGCUGCAGCAGUGAGCGUAACAAGAUCACCAGGGCCCCGAAUAUCGACGGCCGAUCUCACAAAUCAUGGCCUUUGUCCACCAAUCACAUGGGUAUCCUAACUUGAACACAAAUCAUGGCCUUUGUCCACCAUUUUGCAGCCCAUCUCGAAAUACUGUCGGCGAAAUCGUAAGUUGUUCCCCACCAUCGUUUUCCAAGGCCGCUACCUCGAGUUUUGUAUUGGGACCGAGUUUCAUCAUCUUUAGUGUUUUUUCUUUAUUUUUUCCCUUUUUGUUGAGUAUGAUCACAAUUGAACCCAAUGUCGCUACCGGAAAUCCAUACCAUAUUUACUCAAUGUUGGCGAGUUUUGUGUCGGGACCGAGUUUCGUUCGCUUUAGUGUUUUUCUUUCACUUUUUCUUUUUGUUGAGCAUGAUCACAAUUGAACCCAAAUCCAUGGGUAUCCAACCUAAUUCGAUUUGGUCAAAGCGACUUGAAACAAACUUUAGCAUUUAUA
Messenger RNA from Linum trigynum, 6206 nucleotides. The record is from the annotation of a GenBank genome assembly. NCBI's taxonomy places the organism in Eukaryota, Viridiplantae, Streptophyta, Magnoliopsida, Malpighiales, Linaceae.